Molecule: messenger RNA, 2779 nt
Organism: Pteronotus mesoamericanus
Lineage: Eukaryota; Metazoa; Chordata; Mammalia; Chiroptera; Mormoopidae
Gene: KCTD11
Product: potassium channel tetramerization domain containing 11
Exons: 1
Coding region: 769-1467 (232 amino acids)
Biological process (GO): positive regulation of neuron differentiation; protein homooligomerization
Source: RefSeq, a predicted model, not a curated record
CAGCAGCUGGUGAGACACCCCGAGAAGGCGGUAAGGCGGCGGCGCCCCGGUCUGGAGACUCCCCGCUGCUUCUAUCAGAGUCCUGGGACAAUCGCAGCUCCGACUUAGGGUGCAUCCUCGCUCCCCAGCGGGUUCAGAGGCACCUCCGCCAUCAGCUCCAGGGAGCCCCGCCUCCAUCUCUUGGAACCCGCGCCCGAGCCAGGCCAAGGCCAGGCCAGUGACUGGCUCCCGGAACCCUGCGUGGACUCGCUCACGGAGACGGCGCUCUGCCCCGAGAACUCAGAAACUGGACCCUUCAAAGAGUCAGCCUUGUACUCGACCGUCACCUGCUGGUUGGAUUCCGGAAAGCCACUAUCUAAAGACCACAGAAAGGAGUCGCAGACCACCCAGAACUGGAUGCGUCUGGACCUAAACCUCUCUUCCGCGUGGUCUUUCCUGUGAUCUUUUUCAUCCGUUCUCUAAACCCUUCGGGCUUUGUGUGCCCGGGAGCCGUCCCCCACCACCAAAGUAGCGGGGGUGAACCCCGGAUCUUGCUGCCUUGUAUUCCAGCCAGUGCCUCCAGCUUAGAGUCUGAACCUUACGACACAAUUCUGCACACACCCAGGAAGUCCUGCCUUUUCUUCUCUUUCGGUGUCUCCAGUACUCCCCAAAAUUUCCCCUCCUCCUGUGCCCUCUUCACCCCCCUCCUUUGGGGGCCCCGUGACCCUGAAUGUGGGGGGCACGCUCUAUUCCACUACUUUGGAGACCCUGACUCGCUUCCCAGACUCCAUGCUGGGGGCCAUGUUUAGGGCUGGCACUUCCAUUCCCCCCAACCUCAACUCCCAGGGAGCCGGCUACUACUUCAUAGACCGAGAUGGCAAGGCCUUCCGGCACAUCCUCAAUUUCCUGCGGCUGGGCCGCCUGGACCUGCCCCUAGGAUAUGGGGAGACAUCGCUUCUCAGGGCAGAGGCUGACUUCUACCAAAUCCGGCCCCUCCUAGAUGCCCUGCGGGAACUGGAAGCUUCUCAGGGUACCCCUGCACCCACAGCCGCCCUGCUCCACGCAGAUAUAGAUGCCAGCCCCCGCCUGGUGCACUUCUCUGCUCGCCAGGGCCCACAUCACUAUGAGCUGAGCUCUGCCCAGGUGGACGUCUUCCAAGCCAACCUCUUCUGCACUGACCCAGAGUGUCUGGGUGCCAUGAGGGCCCGAUUUGGUGUGGCCAAUGAAGAGAGAGCCGAGGCAGGACCACACUUUCGUCUGGAGUGGGCCCCGCGCCCCCCAGAACUUCCAGAAGUGGAGUACAGGAGACUGGGGCUGCAGCCACUGUGGACCGCGGGGCCAGGAGAGCGACGGGAAGUGGUGGGCACACCGGGCUUCCUGGAGGAGGUGCUGCGGGUGGCUCUGGAGCAUGGCUUCCGUCUAGACUCUGUUUUCCCUGACCCUGAAGACCUGCUCAACUCCAGAUCUCUGCGCUUUGUCCGGCACUGAGAACUGAGAACUGGAAAUACUGCCCUCAGUUUGACUGUAGGGGAGUGGAAGGAGAAGGAAGGGGGCAGCAAAGAAGGGGAUAAAGGUUCCCCUGAAGCCUCUCCCUAGCUCUGCUUUAGGAGCUGUGAGAGCCGGAGGUCCCAUUGCACCUGACUGGAGCUCAGACGUGGACAGGACUCCCCACACCCAAGCCCACUGAGGGCUUACAGUUGGCACAGAGGGUAUGGACUGGUGCUGAUCCCGGGGGGGAUGGGGGAGUUUCCCCUGGCUUGUUCUCACCUGAGGCUGGGGACCUCCAGUUUCCUUGGUUGGAGCUCAGUAUUCAGGGGUCUGGAAAAGUGGGGAUACUUCUCUGCCCACGCUAGGCCUAGCAGAGCCGUGCAGGGACACUGAGGUUGGGAGGAAGAGGGACUUUGCAUUGCUCUAAUGUGGUCUCCUGGACUGUGACCUCUCUUCCUGGAGCUGAGUGCCCUGGCCUGACCAAUGACAAGGCCAGAACACUCUGGAACAUGGGCAGGGAGAUUCUUUGCUGUGUCCCAAGCCACCUACUGAGGGAGAGAGAAAGGCUACACUCCACCGCAGGCUGGCAUGAAGGAGCUAGGAGAAUCCCAUUAACUAUGGCGUAGAGCAUUCCUCUGGAGACCCAAGUGUUUUUAAAGGAUCUGUUUUUGAAGGUGGAGCUGGCCAUGGGGAAGAGGGUGGCAUCUUCUUGGGCCUCGGCCUCAUUUCCUUCGUGUGUGCGUGCGCGGCAGCAUGCAUCCGAAUGAUGUGAGUCUCUGACAUCCUGGCUCCCAUCUGCGUUGCUGGCGAUGGUGUCUGUCUGCUGGCCUUUCUGUGGUCUCUACUUGUCCAGACCUGUUUGGGGAUGAGAAACUGUUUGGGCACCAGGUGUGUCUAUGGGUGUGAGUAGACUGACAAUUAAUAACUUAACCACAAGGUGUGUGUGUGUUUACGCACACCUGUGCACUCGCAUCACCAAGUAUGCAGGAGGGGCCUGUUGGGAUUUGAGUCACUAGGAUCUUCCCAGAGAGAGAGAUAAGAGAAGUCACGGGGAUUAGUAGGGCCUUGGAGACCUUUAUAGCAUUCUUGGUUGCUAAGGCAACCAGAGGCCUGUUGCUAGGAUAUCGCUGGGGAAAGACCCAAGGCUGCCCAGGGCAGAGAGAAGCUGAACAGAAGGGUUCGGGACAGUCGGGGAAGCUAUGGGAAGGGAUGGGAUUUCUGCAUCCCUGAAGGGAUGGAAUGCUCAUAAACAACUUCUCUUGGGGAGUCGCUUAUUAUUUAUCACUUACAAGAAGAAAAAUAAAGUUGCUUU